Messenger RNA from Talaromyces rugulosus, 1608 nucleotides. RefSeq lists its product as uncharacterized. Bases 1 to 1608 code for a protein of 535 amino acids. NCBI's taxonomy places the organism in Eukaryota, Fungi, Ascomycota, Eurotiomycetes, Eurotiales, Trichocomaceae. The record is from RefSeq and is a predicted model, not a curated record. The transcript has 7 exons. Gene Ontology annotation, molecular function: iron ion binding; monooxygenase activity; oxidoreductase activity, acting on paired donors, with incorporation or reduction of molecular oxygen.
AUGGCUUCAAAGCUUCUUUCCGCACUUUUGAAUUAUCAAGGGCAGGAUAGUGCCCAUCCGUACACGUUACUUAUUGGCAUUGGGGUAAUAUUUGCAAUUGCUUUGAUUGUUCGCCUUCGAAAUCCGCUCAACUCAAUUCCAGGUCCAUUCUGGGCACGAUGGACCCCCUUCUGGCUCACCUACUACGCCAGCAACGGAAAUAUGCACCGGAAAAUGAUUGAAACUCACAAAAGGUAUGGUAGCUUGGUUAGAACGGGGCCGAAUGAAAUCAGCGUUAGCAACCCACAGGCGCUGAAAGUUAUCUAUGGUCAGCAGAUCCCUCCCGUCGUCGUGAUCCCAGUACCGACCCUGAACUGGGACUGUGCUAAAUUUUUUGAGGCUCGAAUAGGUGCCGGAAAUAACUUCCGUAAAAGCGAUUGGUACAGUGUAUGGCAAGGGGUCCGCAAGUGGGAUCUCUUUGGCGAGAGGAACGAAGAGAUUCAUCGCGCACAGAGGAAAUUGGUCAGCCAGAUUUACUCUCUGUCCAACAUGAAAAAGCUAGAACCGUAUGUAAACAGCGCGGUAUCUGUAUUCGUCGAGAAACUAGCUACUCAAUCUCACGCACCAAUCCAUAUGAAUAAAUGGACUCAGCUGUUUGCCUUUGACGUGAUUGGAGAAAUCACUUUCUCAAAAAGAUUCGGGUUCAUGGAAUCUGGCAACGAUGAUGGAGCAUUCUCCAUGAUCGAAAACUCACUGCGUUCCGCAGCGUGGGUCGGAUAUGUCCCCUGGGUAUAUUGGACCAACCUUAGGCUUUCCCCUAUUAUAGGCAGUCAUCUCGCAGUCACUGCCCGACAAGGACGCCUACUCGCAUUCGCGGCUAAAGCUAUUGCUGAGCGGAAAGAGCGAGGCAGCGAGCACGAAGAUAUUCUAAGCCAAUUCUUCAGCGUUCAACAAGAAAAGCCCGAGUUUAAUGAUAUGUCGAUAACAUCAAUGGUCGCCAGUAAUAUUUUUGCGGGGAGCGACUCUACAGGUGCCUCUAUCUCAUCUCUUCUUUUCUAUGUUUGCAAGAAUCCGGACUCCAAAAAGCAGCUGGUGGACGAAAUCGACGCGGUUGCGAAAGCCCAAAAUAUCCAGCGUGGCGAAGUCUUUUCACUAGAGACAGCAAAUGGUAUGCCAUACCUGCAGGCAUGUAUGUGGGAAGCUCUGCGUUGCUUUCCAGCUGUUGGAAUGAACCUUGGCCGCGUGGUUCCACCAUCCGGGGUUGAAAUAGAUGGGCAAUACAUUCCUGGAGGAACCGUUGUUGGAGCGAAUGCGUGGGUGGUUCACCAGGAUAAGAAGACAUUCGGUGAGGAUGCCGAUAAAUUUCGACCAGAAAGAUGGAUGGAAGAUUCCGAGCGUGUUGGUGAUAUGAAACGUGGAUUCUUUUCUUUUGGAGGUGGAUCACGGCUUUGCAUUGGGAGAAACAUUGGCUGGUUAGAGAUGUCCAAAGUUGUUCCAACUCUGCUCCACACUUUCGACAUGGAACUUCCUGAUCCUGACCUAGAAUUGAUAGAGCAUGCCUGGUCGUUCGUGAAAAUUGAGAAUUUCCGAGUAACACUGAAGCCGAGAGGAAAGUUGGCAGCGAAUUAG